AUGGUUGGUACUGAGAUCCCCAUAGCUUCCGGGGACUUUCAUAACUCGCCAAAUGAUACUUCCGAAGGAAGAGGCUCUUCAGAACCCGUUGACUCUCCUGCGGAGGAGACCAGGGCUUCUCCUAUGAAGAGGUCAAUCGGCGGCUUUGCCGAUGAAGAUGAUCUCCUUGAUAUUGAUGAUGAUUUCAUUGAGCCUCCGCCUAAGAGGGUCCGGUUUGAUGAUGUCUCGCCAGCCGCCGCAGCUUCCGAAGCUUCGGCUCCUAAGGCGGCUCCCGCGGCGCAAGCAUCGACUGCCUCCUCCCUUUCCAAAGAGAAAGAUGCUCCUACUGCUGCCACAACCCCUCCUUCUGAGGUCGACUCCCUGAAAGAAGAGCUGAACAAGCUGAAGGAGAAGCUGAAGGAGGAGGAAACUCGGGCGGCAGAAAAGGAUGAACUUCUCCGUCAGUCUGCCUUGGCCCUGCUUGAAGCCGCCAGUAUCCCUGCUACUGCUUUGGACAAAGUUCCAAGCAACUCCCCGGCAAAUGGUGUGUCAAUGGUUCUCGCCACCCACCAGCUUACCCGGGAGCUGCUUGACAAGGGAAAGGGUGCUCUGGCGCGGAUGCAUUCAAUGAUAUUCCCCAAGGCCAAGCAAGAGAAGAAUCUGGGGCAGCUGAUUGAUGCCUUCGUUUUCCCGGUGCCCUCGUUUGUUGAUGACUCUUCGGGCGUUCUUCCCGAAGGUGAUCGGGUACAACGAAUGAAGGAUCGGAUCACGCAGAUGGAGAAGGACCUACGCAGCACUUACGCCUUGGCUGCAAUUGUCAACAAGAAGAGCGAGAUUGCAGCCGACGUAGAGCGGUAUGCUCUUACUGAGCUAUAUAAGGCUACCGAGAGCUUGAACUUCACACCAGAAGUCGGAGUUCCACCCAAGGCUGCUUCAGCCGCCAAGCCUGAUCCUAAGGACGUCAUCAACGUUGAUGACAUCCCUGAAGAUCCGAUCGCCGAGACUGCACAAGGCGAUUCCGGCAAGGGCGCCUCCUCGUCUGUUCCUCCGCCUGAGCAACCCACCGCUACUUCCGCCGAGCCUACGGCCGAACAAUACGAGCAGAAAGUGCAGCUGAUCCAUGCCACUGGCGCAUCCCAGACUCCGUCGCUGCAGAAGCUCCCCCUUUCUCAACGUCAUGCGGAAAUUUCAGCCAUGAUGGAGAAAGUAUGGGGACCUGCGGAUACAGAGAUGAAGGAGCUCUCCGACCUCGAGAGCGAACUCAAGGUCUUCUUUGCUAAGCAUAAGGAGGUGUGCCAGAUGACGGAAAUAGAAGGGCUGCGCUGGAUCGCUGAGAAUAGUCGUCGAGCUGUGCUCCGCUCGGAGACCCGAUUGAAGGAAGAAACUGACAAGCGCCCCACCAUCGAUGCCUUAUCCGCCAAGGUCCAAGUAUUGGAGGUGGAGAAUGAAACUCUGAAGAACUUCUUGAAAGAGUCCUCCGAGAAGGAAACUAAAGAAAAGAAGGAGCUCUCCGAGAAACAUUCCCGCGAGAUGGCGGAACUGGCUGACAAACUCAAGAAGAGCCAGCAAAGGGUGACCACCCUGGCGGCCAAGAACAAGAGCCAGGAGGCAGAGGCGGAAGCAGGCUUUUCCGACCCGGAGGAGGAGGAAGAGGAAGCUGCCGAGGAGGGCGAUGAGGAAGGCUCCGGGUCAAGUGCUGACCACGACGAGGAAGGCUCCGACUUCGACGACGGUGGCUCAGGCGGUGGCUCGGAUGAUGGCUCCGCCUACAUAUUUUCUGACGAAGAGCAGUCCUCCGAGAACCUGUGA
Lolium perenne is the source of this 1788-nucleotide messenger RNA. Lineage: Eukaryota; Viridiplantae; Streptophyta; Magnoliopsida; Poales; Poaceae. The record is from RefSeq and is a predicted model, not a curated record.